Molecule: messenger RNA, 3407 nt
Organism: Pimephales promelas (fathead minnow)
Lineage: Eukaryota; Metazoa; Chordata; Actinopteri; Cypriniformes; Leuciscidae
Gene: six1a
Product: SIX homeobox 1a
Biological process (GO): skeletal muscle fiber development; regulation of skeletal muscle cell proliferation; regulation of transcription by RNA polymerase II
Cellular component (GO): transcription regulator complex; nucleus
Molecular function (GO): DNA-binding transcription factor activity, RNA polymerase II-specific; RNA polymerase II cis-regulatory region sequence-specific DNA binding
Source: RefSeq, a predicted model, not a curated record
UGUGUGUGUGUGUGUUCAAGGUCUCCAGUUUCAGGCCUUGACGUCCGCCCUCCGGGGAGGAAACGGAACGGAUCUGUAGACGCAGUUCUGCUCUGCCUGCCGGUUCCACAACAGACCGGGGCGAGCCAAUCACGGAAUGACGCUGUGCUGGGUUUCUCUGUCAUAUAUCCAUACGGACAAACCGCAUCGGAAUCUCACGUGUGCAGCCCAGAGGAUUAACAGUGGUGCCACACAACCGGAUAACAGACGGUUAUUAAUAUUGGAGGAGCUGCAUCAACAGAUAAACGUGGCACGGGGCUUUUUGUCCCGGGGCUCAUUGGAGAGGAAUACCCACAGAGCCUUGGAUUAGGAGGGUAUUAGGCUACUUGGUGGAUUCCAUCGGGGCGCCAUGUCAAUCUUGCCCUCUUUCGGCUUUACGCAGGAGCAGGUCGCGUGCGUCUGCGAGGUGCUGCAGCAGGGUGGGAACCUGGAGAGACUCGGACGUUUCCUUUGGUCCCUGCCAGCCUGCGACCACCUCCACAAGAACGAAUCUGUGCUGAAAGCGAAGGCCGUGGUGGCAUUCCACCGGGGAAAUUUCCGUGAGCUCUACAAGAUAUUGGAAAGCCACCAGUACUCCGCGCACAACCACCCGAAGCUGCAGCAGCUGUGGCUGAAGGCUCACUAUGUGGAGGCGGAAAAAUUGCGCGGCCGCCCGCUGGGCGCUGUGGGCAAAUACCGAGUGCGCAGGAAAUUCCCUUUGCCCCGUACGAUUUGGGACGGCGAAGAGACCAGUUACUGCUUUAAAGAGAAGUCUCGGGGUGUGCUGCGUGAAUGGUACACGCACAAUCCCUAUCCAUCUCCAAGGGAGAAGCGGGAGCUGGCGGACGCAACGGGACUGACCACAACACAGGUCAGCAACUGGUUUAAAAACAGGAGGCAAAGAGACCGGGCAGCCGAGGCAAAAGAGAGAGAAAACAGCGAGAACAACGGCGUUGGCGGUAAGCAGAGCCAGCGGUCUCCGCUCGACGGAGUGAAGUCGCUGAUGUCCAGCUCGGAGGAUGAAUACUCUCCGCCGCAGAGUCCCGAGCACAACCCCGUGCUCCUCCUGCAGGGGAACAUCAACACUCCCGUGGCUCCCGCAUACCCAAUGCCCGGCCUCGGUGCGCAGCAUUCGGUGCACAGCAUGCAAGGACAUCCGCAUCAGAUCCAUGAUUCACUGUUGGGAUCUCUAACAUCCAGCCUUGUGGAUUUAGGAUCUUAGGAUUUCCCGUUGACAUUUUUAAGCGACAAGACUUAUAAACAUAACCAAUAUUUACGGCAUUACCGCAUAUUCUUAUGACGCAGAGGACGUUUGCUGAUAUAAACUAUUCUGUUGCAAAUGAUUGAAAAGGGGGAGUUUUAAAAGAGUUUCUCUGAGUUUGGGGAAUUUUGUGUUUACUGGAAAAGUGCAUUAAAUUUGUAAAAACAGCGAGGCCAAUAUUUAAAAGAAUAUUCUCACUAUUGUUGGAUGCAUAAACGUUUAAUAAUUUAUGAUGUUUUAAUUAAAGUUAAUUUAUAGAAAUUGUUCUGUAUUGGACAGUAUUCUAAGAACGGGGAUUUUAAUGAGAAAGACAUUGGCUUUUAAGCAUCUGCAACUAACUAUGGAUGUGAAAAACUGGUUUCUUAAUUUUUUUUUAUUAAAUACAGCCCAAUGUGUAUCGACAACAUUUACUACAGUCUUUUAGUUUUAAAAACAGUGGCUCUCCAACAUCAAGUUUUUUUUAUCACAGGCUAUUGUCCAAAAUCUUCGACACAUCAUCAACACUAUUGUCGUUAAAAGACGACAAUAAAUAAGAACAACGCCCCAAAAUUAAUAAAAAUAUGUUAAUCCACGUGACACUUCCAAGCCGGAAGAGGGCAUGGGCGCGUGAAAAAUGAGAACGCCUGAAACGUCAACAAGAAAAAUUGGCCCUUAAGCAGAGGGGCAGAGAGACGCCAAGGCGCCAGGGUGCGCGCGGGGCCGAGUUUGACUUUUUGACCGUUAUUCAGUCCCAAAAAAAAAAAAAAAAAAAAAAAAAAAAAAAAACCUGGUCAAACACACACGUUCACUUUAUGCCUUAACGUUACGGUUUGAUAGGCUAAACAUUUAUUAAGUUCAUUAUAAUGACCGACUGAUGACAAAAAUGAGAGACAUUUAGAGAAAGGGAUGAAGUAGCCUACUGCUUUCUUUUAGUAAAGAACUUAAAAUUGUUUUUUGUUAGUUCUGGGCCACUGACAAUUGACACUAUCCGCAAAUUCCGCCCUAAAAACCCUACACCCAAAACGCCUCGUCCACCCCAUAGACUGUAAAAAUGAUCCACCCAAACCACUACAAAACAGCGUCGACCCAAUUUAAAACAAUUGUGAACUUUUUCUUCUCCCUUUUUAAUAAAAAAACUAGUCUGCAUACGCUGCCAAACAAUUUUUAACAAAUGGAAAUAACUGAAGAUUUAAAAAAUCUAAUUUGUCGCACAUUUGCUAACAUUUUUAAACAUAGGCCUAGAUGAAAAAUGAAAACAUUUCCAGCUCUGCAUACGAAAACUAAAGUUUCUGGAAUAUUCUGCAGUGCGAUCAGCUCUUUCUGUCUCGCUUACCUCAAUAGUCUCUCUCGUGUCAGUGUAAAUGGUUGUGAACAGAGAGCGCAGAGGGUUUCCGGGCCCUAAUUAGAAACAUUCUCUGGGUUUAGAAGGGCUUGAUUGCAAAAACGAAGGGGACACCCUUCCAACCUCAAGCCACAGGGUGUUGCACAACAGAAAUUUACCGUUGGAGUUCAAUAAAGUCUGUCUGCCUCGUACGAAUUCUUACGAUUUAGCCACCUUUUAAUCACUCAAAUUCGUCGUGAGAUAGCGCUGGUCUGUCUAUCUUAAGAGAUUUGAAAUGAAUCAUUAUUAGGCUAUACCCUUCUACUUCGUACAAAACACAAACACAUGUGAUUUUACAAAAUAUCAUGUUAUGCCUGACCUAAAUUCAGGAACUCAUUGAAUUUUUCCAACAAUGUCCAAUCCAAUGAAAAAUCAGCGUAAUCAACUGUCUAAUAAUUCCCACAAAUUAAUAUUCCUUAUACAUCUGCUUUCCUCUUGUUGUAAGUUUCUAACCAACAAACUGAUAAAUCCAUAAUACAAAAAAUUUGGAUUUCAUUUUUGAAUAGUCAAUUCUGUUUAUUCUUAACCAACUGGUAGACCACAUUUUGGAAUCAGAGAAACGGUUUAAAAACACACUCUUAAAAACAAUAAAGGUUCAAAAGGGGAUUUUCACUUGAAAUGCCAUAAAAUAACAGUAGUGUGAAGAACAUUUUAAUAAUCUGAAGAACCUUAAUGCAAAGGUUUUAAUGCCAUUAACUUUACUUUUAAGAGUGCUAAUCAAACCCACAACCACAUUGUCAUUAUUAAACAUCUUGUUGUUUCAGUCUU